GCCUGCUCGGGCGGUCGGCGGGCCGCGGGCUGCGGCGCGAUGGCUCCCAUGGGCAUCCGCCUGUCCCCGCUCGGGGUGGCUGUGUUCUGCCUGCUGGGGCUGGGCGUCCUGUACCAUCUCUACUCGGGCUUCCUGGCCGGCCGCUUCAGUCUCUUCGGCCUGGGCAGCGAGGCCGGCGGCGCGGCGGGGCCGGGGGCCGCGGCCGACGGGGCCACGGUGGACCUGCGCGAGCUGCUGGCUGCGUCCGUUCUGGCCGCAGUCCGUGGCGGCGACGAGGUCCGGCGCGUCCGCGAGAGCAACGCCCUCCACGAGAAGUCCAAGGGGAAGACUCGGGAGGGAGCCGAGGAGAAGAUGACCAGCGGCGACGUGCUGUCCAACCGCAAGAUGUUCUACCUGCUGAAGACCGCCUUCCCCAGCGUCCAGAUAAAUACUGAGGAACAUGUGGAUGCAGCUGAUCAGGAGAUUAUCUUAUGGGAUCAUAAUAUUCCUGAAGAUAUCCUGAGGGAAAUCACUACCCCUAAAGAAGUGCCAGCAGAAAGUGUUACUGUCUGGAUUGACCCACUUGAUGCUACUCAAGAGUACACAGAGGACCUUCGAAAAUAUGUCACUACUAUGGUGUGUGUAGCUGUAAAUGGUAAACCUGUGCUUGGAGUAAUACAUAAGCCAUUUUCUGAAUAUACAGCUUGGGCAAUGGUAGAUGGUGGUUCAAAUGUAAAAGCUCGAACUUCCUACAAUGAGAAGACCCCAAGGAUCGUUGUGUCCCGUUCCCAUUCAGGAAUGGUCAAACAAGUUGCUCUUCAGACUUUUGGAAAUCAGACUACAAUUAUUCCUGCUGGUGGUGCUGGUUAUAAAGUUUUGGCACUGUUGGAUGUGGCAGAUAAAGAUCAGGAGAAAGCUGAUCUCUAUAUCCAUGUGACAUACAUCAAGAAGUGGGAUAUAUGUGCUGGCAAUGCCAUCUUAAAAGCCCUUGGAGGGCACAUGACUACCUUGAAUGGUGAAGAAAUUAGCUACACUGGUUCGGAUGGUGUUGAAGGGGGACUUCUUGCCAGCAUCAGAGUGAAUCAUCAGGCUCUGGUCAGAAAACUCCCAGAUCUGGAGAAGAUGGGGCACAAUUAGUAUAAUUGACCUUAAAAGCGCAGCUCUUCCAGAGCCCGAGCCACUGAAGGUUUCAAGGGAUGAUUCUUUGUGGAGACUACGUGUGUUUACGGCCCUCAGCGCUGCUGAGUAUUUACGAAGCAUCAGAGACUUAUUUUCCCCAGGAUACAGAAUGCACCAUCAGGGAAAAUGGGUUGCUUCGUGUCUCAAGUAUUGUCUUUAUUUUUGAGACUAUUUUUCGUACAGUUGUCAUACACAAAGCGUAUAUAUAUAUAUAUAUAUAUAUAUAUAUAUUUGUGAAUUAAAAUCUAUAGUGGAGUCUACAUUGUUACGAGUCACCAUUUUUGCACAAUAUCAUGAAUCUUCACUAUUUGUUGGUAUUUUCAUAUAGAAUUUCUCUGAAAGGAUUGAUUUUUGUGUAGAUGUUUAAUAUAACUACAAUUCUCAUUGAAAAUCAAGUAAUUGGAGAUUUUAACGCCAAAUUUGGAGGAAAGCACAAGAAGCCACACAUACAUUAAUAUGCAACAAAUGCUUUAUUACUAUUUCUUAGAGAUAAGAAUAGAAAAACAAAUAGAUUUUUUCCAAAAAUUUAAUAACAGCCUCACCAGCUAAUGGGAAAUGUGACAUAUGGUGGUUGCAUUGUAAUUGUAAUUUAUGUGUGUGUGGUGUUUUUUAUUUUCCUUCUUUUUAAGCAAAGUGUAUUUAGACCCCGGAGUUAAACAUUUCUGCCAUAUUGGUGUUCAUUUUCAUUUUGAUAGGUGCAUGGUCCCAUCUGUCUUUCCUUCCUGACCAACAUUUAGUCUUGAAUAGUGUAAGAAAUGAAUGGCUUAAGGUUUCAGGGCUAACAGGAUUUUGGCAUAUUUUCUCAUUAGGGAUAAGAUACACUGUUAUACAAUAUCAGAAUAUUGUGAUUCUGUGAACUGAAAAUUCGUUGACAUUACAUGAAUUAAACUAACUUUCAAAAACAAAAUUUAACAUUGCUUUAGUACUUAAUGAAACAAAAUUGCCAGGUUUGAAUGUAGAAGUUUUUAUCUCAUUUUCAAGAAUGAGUUGUUAUUGUUUUUGACUUGGCUGCUUUGUCAUUAAUUGUUUACCCUCAGAUUAAAAUAAUUAAGAUUAAAGUAGAUUUUUAAAAUGACAUUAAAAUUUUUUCUUUCCUUGCUUAAAUUCAAAUCUACAGGCUGGCUAUAAGAAAUAUUGUGACAUAUUCAUGUAUGUCCUUGUAGCUGGAACCUUGCUCUUUGAGUUGUCUUACCUUAGACAGGCACUGGUUUCUCUGUGUAGUACAUAGAAAUGUCAUUUAAAAACCAGUUUUAGGUGACUUCGAUGUCUUCAUGUUAUUUAACACAGUGAAAAUGAGUAAUAGUUCUCACUGGGGUUUUCUUGUUGUUUUUAACUUUUAACCCUAAGACAAGUUUUUGUUUUUUUUUCUGUCUUGAAAUUGACCAAAGAAUGGAUAUUCUAACCUGGUGAAAUGUACGUACAGCGUUAGGUUUUGGAUGCUACACUUGACAAAUGUUUUAAUGCCUCAUUAAGGAGCAGGAUUUUCUAUUUAGUCUCUAACAAGUUGUACUUAGUCUUUAGCAACUUUUCACAAGUGUGAUAAAGUUAUUUCACUGAAAAUUUUUUGAUGGUUGGAAUGCAUGGCAUUUAAAUAGGUCUUAAUUCUGAAAGAAUAUCAGUUAUUUCCUCUAGCUCGCAGUGAGAUGAUGGAACUUUGUCCUCAGGAGAAAUGGCCAAAAGGCUCUUGCCAGGGACCUAUGGCUUUCUUGCCUUGUGUCUAACUUCUAGGGAAAUGCAAUUAAGAAAAUAGAAAACAGAAUUGAAUUGGGAUUUCAUUUUUAAUUUUUUGGUUUUCCUUCAGUAUUACAUGGAAACUUAAUGAUUUAAUGGAAACAAAAACUAGCUCACACUAGCAACCGUUAUUGUUUUUGUUUUAUUAUUUCAUCUGCAUGUAGAUAAUGAUUUUGAAGCAUUUUAGUUAUGUGCAAAAAUGAAGAUACUGGCCGACAGAUACAUUAUUUUUAUAAUUCUGGGUGUAUCUAGUUACUAAUAAUUUUUAAGUACUUUUAUGUAAUGUUAUUAAAAAAACCUCUGUUUCUAAAAGUCAAUAUGCAUUACCAGGAUUACUAUCAGUACAAAAGUCAGUAUUUAUAUAUUUAUGUGAGAGAUUAAUUGUGCUAGAACAUACCCAUAAAACAACUUCAUGAUUAAGUAGAAUUACUCACUGAGGCAUGUAAUAUAUUCUAUGAUUGCAUUAAUUAUUUCUAACACAUAGCAAAAUAAGUAGGCAAUAUACAUUUAGACGUCUCGACCUUUCCAACUCGUGGUUUUAUCUCUCCUUCAUUUUAGCUCUUUUUUUCGAGGAUGAUUUUCCAUUAAAAUUGAGUUUUAUACACUGUAUUUAUUAGAAAGCUAUGGUAUUAGAAACAUCAGUACCCAUCAGUUAAGCCUAUCCUUAGCCUCAUCUUUUCUCUGUUUGCCUCACUUGGCCAUGGUUCCCUUUUAUCUUCCUCUUUCUUAGCCAUAUACUGCCCUGAAUUUUGGUGUGUACUCAUUUCACUCAAGAUGGAUUGUUCUCUUGUGAUAAAACUGAGACCCUAAUAAACUUCAUUAGAGGAGAUCAGUUUUGGGAGAACUCUAAUAAACCUUUUUUCUUCUUCAAAGAUUCACUUUAAAAGGUAAAGAACAUUGCCUCCAGAACUAUAAAGUUUAAAUAGAUCUAAUCUAUUAUUUUGUCUUUAUAAAGACAUCUGAUUCACCCCUCAAAAAUAUAAACAUAAAAAAUACAGGAGUGUUACAUAAGCCUUUUAAAGAAAACUGUCUUCUUGUAAGAUAUAUUGUUUGUAUCUCGCAUUUCAAGGGCCUACAAGUUGGGUCAUAUUUGUCUUUGGUAUAUAUUUCAAUUGUACUCUUCCCCAAUUUUAAUAUUUGUUUAUUUUACAUUAAUAUUUACAUGAACUGUUCAUAGCUAUAUAAUGAAAUAACAAAAGAAUUAUGUAUUUUAAAUAACUGCUUAUUACUUGUUGGAUGCACUCUGAAUAUUUUGCAAAUUGUAUCAGAGAAGUUGAAGGGGAGGGGCAGUGCUAGUAGAAGGUGCAAAGGAUAUAGAAGUACCUCAGCAAACAUCUUUCUUGUGUCAAUUAUCAGUAAUUCUGCUCUCUCCUCAGAAAGGGGUUUGUAUUCUAGUUUGAAGGGUGAUUAUUGUCUCUGAUAGCCCAGUCUGAGCACAGCAAGCUGGAAUGCCACUCUGCUCCAAAGGAAAGACAGUGCCUCUUUCCGCUUGCUGAGAUGGCCUGUUGGAAAUACUCUUAAAUUAAAAAUAAGAACUAUUUGGGUUAUUCUAGUUGUAACUUAACUAUCUUUGCUAUAUGUUAGAUGUGUCCUGCAUAGAAACAUUGAUUUGAAAUUUUAUAUCUUGAUUGAUUUUAAAAGAUGUAUAUAAUUAUUUUCAGUAAAUGUGUACAAAACGAUUGUCUUGUAACUGAUGUGUUGUGAAGAUAAACCUAAACACCUAUGGUUUCAUAUUUAUCCUAAAAUAAAGUUGUGCCUUAACAAUAGGGCAUUGUAUGUUAACAAGGGAAGAACCUAUCCUUUUUAUAAUGGGGAAAAUAAAUUUUUUUUGCCAUUAUAAUUAAGUUCUUUUAAUGUGUUUUAAUGUUGGAUUUGAGCAAACAAAAUCUAUUCAAAUAAAAUUGAUAGAAAACUAA
Molecule: messenger RNA, 4805 nt
Organism: Echinops telfairi (small Madagascar hedgehog)
Lineage: Eukaryota; Metazoa; Chordata; Mammalia; Afrosoricida; Tenrecidae
Gene: BPNT2
Product: 3'(2'), 5'-bisphosphate nucleotidase 2
Exons: 5
Coding region: 40-1116 (358 amino acids)
Biological process (GO): phosphatidylinositol phosphate biosynthetic process; skeletal system development
Cellular component (GO): endomembrane system
Molecular function (GO): 3'-nucleotidase activity
Source: RefSeq, a predicted model, not a curated record